Molecule: messenger RNA, 1182 nt
Organism: Talaromyces marneffei
Lineage: Eukaryota; Fungi; Ascomycota; Eurotiomycetes; Eurotiales; Trichocomaceae
Exons: 1
Coding region: 1-1182 (393 amino acids)
Biological process (GO): intracellular monoatomic cation homeostasis
Cellular component (GO): mitochondrial inner membrane
Molecular function (GO): ribosome binding
Source: RefSeq, a predicted model, not a curated record
AUGUCGACCAUCUGUGGCCGUAGCGCCACCUCAUCAUUGAAGCUCACACGACAGCACCAACUUUUAUCUAACAGCGCAUCCACAUCCACUCCUAGUCUCGCGAGAGCCUCAAUCUACAGACCAUAUAUCCUGGAAUACCCAUCAAUUGGUUAUACCAGCCGACGACAUGCAUCAUCUCGCCGAGACAAAAGGGCAACCCCGUCAACUGCGACAACAACACCACCAUCCCCGAAAUCAUUCCUCGGAGAAUCAAAAUUCGCAAUCGAGCAAAAUGUCAACCCACCCCUGAGCACACUCCCGAUCGACCUCGACCUCCCACCUGUCUCCAUGUCCAAAGAGAGCUUUUCCGAGAGAUCCUGGCGCCGCCUAAAAACUGCGGGCAAGUACUUGGUCUUCUACAGGGAUGGUCUCAAAAAUACCUACCGCAACUGGAAAGCCUCGAUACCAAUUCGACGUCAACUCGGUCUCCCGUUGUACAUACCAUCCUCACCACCUUCCUCAGCGCGCAACCCAUCAUCAGGUGCGACAUCACUCUAUGCAGCUAUUGAAACGCUCAAAAUCACGCGUUCCGAUUUCCAGCUCGUGCGUCGCGCCGCAUACGAUAUCCGCCGCCUGAUCCCCUUCGGACUUAUCUUCCUCAUCUGCGGGGAAUUCACCCCCUUGGUCGUGGUCCUACUCGGCGAUGCCGUGACUCCUUACACCUGCCGGAUACCCAAGCAGCUCGCCAAAACACGUGCAAAACGUCUUGAACAGAAAGGGCAUGCCUUUGCCGCUGUGCAGGGUGGUCUUGGGUCGAUGAAACCCAUGCGUGAACAGGAUGUAAUGACCUGGCAAGCCCUGCAGUUUGGAUCUAGGGAAUUCGCGGCUACGGCGUCGGCGGAGCAGGUCCUUCGUGCAUGCGCGGUGUUUGGGUUGGCGAAAUCCCACGAUCAAGGCGCUGCUUGGGUGUCGUUGAUUUAUAGGCCGAGGUUGCAGAAAUGGACCGAGUAUUUGGCGUUGGAUGAUCAAUUGAUUGUUCAAAACGGUGGGGUGGAUUAUUUGAGUGCGCAGGAAUUGAAGAUUGCGAUUGACGAGCGUGGUGGGUUUGAGCCUAGUGCUGAUGUGCGGAGAGCAGGGCAAGUUGAGAAGGCGGAGAGGGAGUGGUUGAAACUGUGGUUGAAGACGAGGAAGUUUAUUGAGUGA